AUGGGGCAGCCCGCGCCUCCAACGCGCCGCCGCGCCCUGCGCUGCGUCGGCAUCGCGUUCCUCGCGAUCCUCCUCACGACGACCAUCGCGAGCUGCCUCGUCGUCGUGCUCCACUUCGGCGACGACGGCGGCGCUCUCGUCGCCGAGGCCGGCCGCCCAACGGCGCGCCAGUGCCUCCACAGCGUCGUGCGGCUCCGCGCGGCGACGCUCGGCGUGCGGCCGGGCCGCUUCGCCGUGCCGCUGCGGCGCGAGGGGCGCGGCGUCGUCGUCGUCGGGCUCGCGGGCGGCGCGGGGCGAGAAACGGUGGAGCGCGCGGUGCGCUACGCGGCGCGCGCCGCGGGGCUGCGCGCGGCCGCGCCGACGUGCUGCGACGGGCGGCGCGGCGCCUGGGACUUCCGGAACCGCCACGAGCGGCAGGCCGUCGUCCACUCGUCGGGCUGGCCCUUUGAAGCGUGGGUCGAGCCCGCGUCGUACCACCCGUUCCUGCUCGCCGCGGUGCCGUCCGCGCGGUCCCAGGUCGUCGCGCUCGUCUGGGACCCCGUGGACCGCCUCGUCGCCGCCUGGACCAGGGGCGGCGGCAAGGUGCCGGACCUGGUAGAGCCGUCUCUGCGCCUCGAGCUUGGCGGCAAGCUCGAGCGAUCCGCGCGCGCCGUCUCGCGACAAAAGCGCGCGAUGGUGCCGCGGCGCGCGCUGCUGCUCGCGUCGGUGCUGCGGCCCGGGCUCGGCCGCUUCCAGGGCCGGCGCGCGCUGGGCAACGCGCCGCCGCCGCCGCCGCCGCGCGACGAGGACGCGCCCUGGCGCGACGGCCGCGUCGUCGCCGUCUGCGGGUCGACGCUGACGAUGAUGCUCGGCCACGGCGUCGCGGCGCCGUGCGUGCCGCUGCUGUCGUCGAGCCUCGGCGCGUCGGCCGCGGACGUCGGCGUCGCGCUGAGCACCUUCGGCAUGGCGCGCCUCGCGCUCAACGUGCCCGUCGGCGCCGCGGCGGACAAGUGGGGGCGCAAGCCCCUGCUCGUCGGCGGCGCACUCGUCAACGCGGUCGGCCACGCGGCGUCGGCGGCCGCGCCCGACGCGGCGUCGUUCGCCGCCGCGAGGAUGGUCGCGGGCGCGGGCAACGCGGCCUACCUGGGCACGGCGGCCACCUACCUCAACGACGUCGCGACGUCGACGAACCGGGGCCGCGUGCUCGGCAUGAACCACGCGGCGCUCCUGUGCGGCGUGUCGCUCGGGCCCGUGCUGGGCGGCUUCGCCGCGGAGUACUCGCUGCGCGCGCCCUUCGUGGCCGUGGCGGUCCUGGGCGUCGUCUCCGCGGCGCACGCCGGCCUCGCGCUCUGCGAGACGAAGCCGGAGACGACCGCCGAGGCGGCGCGCGCGGGCGAGACGUCGACGCGGGACUUGCUAUCGGACGGGCGCUUCGCGGGAGCCGCCGUGGCGCACGCGGCGACGUUCGCGCUGCGCCAGGGCGGGCGCAACUUGCUUCUGGCCCUGGUCGCGUCGUCG
Messenger RNA from Aureococcus anophagefferens, 1497 nucleotides. RefSeq lists its product as hypothetical. Gene Ontology annotation, cellular component: membrane. Gene Ontology annotation, biological process: transmembrane transport. NCBI's taxonomy places the organism in Eukaryota, Pelagophyceae, Pelagomonadales, Pelagomonadaceae. Gene Ontology annotation, molecular function: transmembrane transporter activity. The annotation marks the transcript as partial. The record is from RefSeq and is a predicted model, not a curated record. The transcript is spliced from 2 exons.